GUGAAUAGAAGAAGAGCAGUGAACGAGAUCCUUCAUCUCGUGGAGUGAAACGAAGAAAAAGAAACCAACCCACUGCAAACGUGGUGCCUUUUAUGUUGAAUCUGUUAUAGAAUAUUUUAUAUUGGUUUUAAUGACAAUAUUUUAAUCAGACAUGGCUGGUGCUGGAAAAUUUUUUUACAAUUUAUUGUUGAUGUUUUAUUAUUGGAUCGAAUCCAUUGUAUUAGCGUUCGUUCCUAAGCGACUUCGGUAUAAAAGUAUAGCCGGCGAAGUAGUCCUGAUUACGGGAGGCGGUAGCGGAAUAGGGCGUCUACUUUGCCUUCGUUUUGCUAGCCAUGGGGCUAAAAUUGUUGUGUGGGACUUGAACUUGGAUGCAGCUCGUGAGACAACUAAGAUGGUUCGAGAAAAAGGAGGUGAAGCUUUUGCUUUUCAUUGUGAUGUUUCAAAGCCUCAAAAUGUAUAUGAGGCUGCAGCCAAAGUAAAAAGGGAAGUAGGUAAAGUGACAAUUCUCGUGAACAAUGCCGGUAUUGUUACCGGAAAACGAUUCCUUGAUUGCCCGGAUCAUAUGAUUAUUAAGACUUUUGAAGUGAAUGCCAUGGCUCAUUUCUGGACUUGUAAAGCCUUCCUGCCAGACAUGAAAGAAGACAACCAUGGCCACAUAGUAUCAAUUGCCAGCAUGGCUGGACUAACUGGUGUCGUCAAACUGACCGAUUACUGUGCAAGUAAAUUUGCUGCUGUUGGAUUUGAAGAAUCCUUGCGUUUAGAACUCUUUCAAGAGGGAUACACUGGUAUACAUUCUACAGUAGUUUGUCCAUAUUUCAUCAAUACUGGAAUGUUUGAUGGUGCCAAACCAGGAUUACUGUCAAUGAUGACUCCAGAAUAUGUGGCUGAACAAAUUGUAUCUGCAGUUUUAGUCAAUCAAGAAGUGAUAAUGCUCCCUAAAGUGAUGAAUCUUCUAAUCAUGCUUAAAUCGAGCUCUCCUCCAGUUAUUCUACGAAUUUUGGCAACAAUUUUAGAUCUCGAAGAUGUGAUGGAAGACUUCAAAGGCAGAGCAAAGAAAGAAUGAGGAGAGAACGCUUUGUUUCUUCCCUCGCACAAAAUUUUUAUUGACUCCGAUAUUUUAUUUUUCGUGUCGAAGUAUUUACUCAUGGCGUAUGAAGUCUCAAACGAUUUUAUAUUGUUGCUCAAUUCAAUGAUUUAUAAUUUUCUUUUCUAUUGUCUGGAAGAUUUUAAAGGCCGUUAUGGUGACAAAAGUUGAGCAACAGACUGUGCCAAAUGCGAGAAAAAUGUUAUUUACUGCUUUUUCUUUGAAAUUAUGAAAACGCACCUUGUAGCUUGUUUAUAUAGAUUCUUAGUUUUAUUUUAGUGUUUUAAAUUUUUGAAAUUAUCGUGAUUUUAAAGAAUAAAAGUUAAUUAUCUUAUUGGAAAAAUAACCAAAGACAACAUAUCGAAAUAUUUUGAAUAAAAUAUUUUUAAGAUAUUGCAAUUACUUCUGGAUGUAUUUAUCACCAUUCAUUUCUAUAUUGUCUGUAUCAGUAAAGACUUUUCUCAGAAAGAUACGAAAUUGGAAACAGUUCUUAACAUUAGGGUUAGCCAAAAUAGUUUUCCUUUUCAUGCUUUUGCUAAGGAAAGAAUGCAUGUGCAACUCCUGUUCUCUUCUUGCACAAUGGAUGACAAAAAAGCUUCUUUCUAAUAUUCUGACCUGAUGGCAAAGAUGUCUUCUCUAAAAACAUUUUCUCUCUCAAAAUCUUAUUUUCCAAACUCUUUUUGUAUUACGUUAUGUGAUAAUUUUUCUUAAGUAUUCAUGCGCUUUCCGUUCUAUUUUAUUAAAAGGAAUUAAGCAAUUAUAACUUUCUAACCUCUCCAUGUGUCUGGUAGAUAUUUGAGAUGAGACAAGUUCGUUAUCGUAUUCUUCCUCAGUGCUUUAAAACUCAAAUAUGCAAAAAAAUCAGUUAGAUUUUAUCAUCAAGAACUCCUAUAUGCUUAAUGGGGGCUCCAUUACCCUCACGUAAUUAUUUUUGAUAAAUAGUUUUGGAUAAAGUUAGUUUUGAAUUAGUAAUUUUUAAAAAGGGUUUAUUUCAUAUUGAUAGCAGGAUAUUGGUUUGACGAUUUUUUUACCUUUCAUUCAUAUUUUAGUAGUUAUCGCUGCUUUUUGUGGAUUAACCAUGCGUAGUCUCUUAUUACUCAUACCAGUUAAUUACAAGCUAUAAAAAAGGCUAACCAUUUAUUUCAAUUUAGAUGUUUUCUUCAUAAUUUCAUUUUAAUAUUGAGAAGAAAGUUAAAAGAGAAAAUUAAAAAAAAUUUCAAAAUCUUUUAAAUUUUGUUAAAUAAAAGUCUUUACUCUUAGCUAUCGUUGGUUGAUCGACUUAUAAGCUAGCGCUGUUAAAAUCGGAAUUAUUAAAUAUUUGAUUUUAGUAUUAUUAGUGCUAUUAAAUUUGAACUAAAGCUGGUGCUUGCUUCUGCUUAAACUCUUGUAUUGAUAUUUUUUUACUAUCUUUAUUUUCUUAUUUUAUUUCUGUCUUUACCUUCUACUAACAAUGGUUUUGGGCUCUUAUGAAGUUAAUUGCUUUUCAGAUUGUUACCAGGGAAAGCUGGUGAAGUGGCGAUGCAUAUGCUUGAACCUGAUACAAUGACUGAUUUUUGUGGCAGAAAUAAAAAAUCACAUUAACACAAACUAUACUUCUCAGCGUCUUAACUUGGCAUCCUCGUAAGUGUUAAAGUAUGUAAUGUCAAAGAGCCAAAGUAUAUUUAAUUUUUAAAAAUUGCGAUUGGAAAUAUUUAUCACUGAGUGAAUUUAUAGAUAUCGCGAGUUAAAACCGUAAACUCAUUUAAUAAUUUUAGAAUUUCAGAUAGAUUAAUGAAGCCGUUUUUCUUACAAUAUUCCAUUUUAAAUAUAUCGCCAUGUUAAUAACAUUUAACGAGGUCGAAAAGCUGAUGAAUUUUAGCAACUCUGCAGGUGAAAUUUGAGAGGGAAGUUUCAGAAAGAUUUGCUUAAGAUGAAAACGAUACUAGUAUCGCGUUUUAAACUCAUUUGGCGAUGAUAUUUUAUUAAUAAUAUGUUUUAUGAUUAAUAUUUUAUUAGAGCUAGAUAAAUUAUGAUAUUUUAUUAAUAAUAAUGUGUUUUAAACAUUUUUUUUGGGCUAUGAGGUUUGCUUAUAUGAAAUAUGAUGAUAUUUACUUAAGAUGAAAACGAUAAUAAUACUAUGUUUUAAAUAUUAAUUUUUAACCAUGAGAUUGAAAAAUAGUAUUCUAAUUUUUUUCUUCCCUUUUAAAACAAAAAGAAUAUCAUAUUAUAAAAAGAAAAAAAAUUGUAUUCUAAAUUGAAUAAAAAAUAUUCUUUUCUGUUAUGGUUAGUAAAAUGCUUUUGUAUUUUAAUUCUUAAUAUGUAAAAUACUAAUGAAAUUAAAAUUUUAAGUUUUUUUUUGUACCAGCUUUGGGUUUUAUUGGCUACUAAAAAUUAUUUUAAUAUUAACUAAUGAGAGCGACAUAUUUUUAUAGACAACGAGACAUUUUAUAGACAAUCGUUCUAUAUUUACCCAGCAUUUACAUACUGCUAAGUUAAGACGAGGCGAAGUUUAGUUCAUGAUUAGAAAGAAAAUUUGUCUUGCCUGGAAAAUAAAUCUAUCACUAUUUCUUAUUUUUCUAUAUUCAUGUUGUAUUUUUGUAUUUUAUUUAUAUGAGAGCUUAAAGAUAUGAGAUAUGUUAAAAUGUUUUUGUAUGUCACCGAUUAAGGUGAUUUUUGACAGCCUUGGCACUAAAGCAUCAAAAUCGAAGGUUGUUGUGUCAUAACGUUUAAAUAUAAACAAAUUCUGUUUUCUCAUUUUCUGUAAGAAAUAAGUUAAAAAGUUGACUCAACUUAGAAAUAUUACUGUAUAUUUCACAACCUGUGUUUUGAUAUUAAUUUCUGAUACCUAUGGUAUGUAUCAUUAAUUGAAAACGUAAUUUUUAAAUUAAAGGUUUUUAAAAAAUUUUAUUAUUGAACUAAGAGUUUUUUUUAAAUUUAAAGUUUUAAUUUCAGAUAAAACAAUUUACUGUUUGGCCUUGCACUUUUUCGUUGACUUAAUUGAAACAGAAAAUUGAAUAAGAGAAGCGUUCUUCAUUUUUACUACUUUUUUUCAUAAGUCCUGACUUCAUUUUUAUGUGCUUAUAUUAAAGACGUUGCUAUAUUUAAAUUUAAGUUGUCGCCAUUAAUUAUUUUAUUGUUACGAAUAAUUUUUUUUUAAAAAGAAAAAAAAAAUACUAUUUUUACACAGAAAUAGUUGAAAGCUGAUUUUUAAUUUCGUAUUGAAUCGCCUUCAUUCCUUUUUGGCGAAUUCCAGAAUGAAUGAUCAUUAUAAUGUAACAACACUGGACUGGUUUUGUUAUACUGUCAUAGGGUAGAUUGAAUUAAAAGUGAUUUGAUAAUGUUUGGAUUUAUAACAGAAGUGUCCUUAUUAUUUGCGUUAUUCAUUUUACUAUUUUACAUUAAGUUAUGAAAAGUAACCAAUUUUUGAAAGUAUAAGUUGUAAAUUUAUAAAUUUUACGUUCCAGCACCUUUAAUGGCGUGAUAGUUAAUGUUUUUUAUUUUAAAAAAAAGCUACAUUAAAUUUACGUUUUGCAUUAAUAUAUUCAAUCUAUUUAUUAAAGUACAUUUUAAAAUAACAUCGAAAAUCGUUGAAAAUAUAUAAAGAUUUCUUAUGUAUGACAAUAAACAAACAAUUUGUAUGACAAACAAAUGUGCAUAUUUUUAAUUUUUUAUAGCUAAGAAUCGCAGAUUUUAAACAAUAUAUUAUAAAUUAAGCGUGAUUCAACUUUCUAUUUCAUUCCAGGUAUUUUUUAACGUUUAAAAUGUUAGUAAAGACAUGUUAAGUCAUUUUUCAUGCUUAAUAUAGAUAUAUCUUUUUGAAGCAAAGAUAAUCCAACAUUGAUUGGGAAAUUAAAUGCCAUACUCAUAUUGUUCAUAAAUUUAGCUAGUCACAUAUUUUACCAUGUUUUCUUGGCGGUCGUUUUUGUUACUAUCAUGUAAAUUAUUUUAAUUUUAUUGUUAAUAUGUAUACCCUAUUAGUCACAAAAAUACACAAUUAGUCAACUAGUAUUUGAUAUAUUCAUUUUUAUAAUGAUUUGAUAAGCAUUAUUAAAUCUUUUUUAAAGAAUUUUAUUUUUAAGCUAAUAAUAUUAUGCUCCUAAUACUUGAUUAUGCUUAAUAACACGCUGCUUGAUUCUUUCUAAAUCUUUUUAUAGUCCUUAAUUCCAUAUGCUUCUUUAUGUUUUAACUUUCAUAAAUUUUUAAGAUAAUUUCUAUUACCUUAAAGGUUAUAAAUACAUUUAUUAAUUUAAUAAAUGUAUGUAAAGUCCAUAUUCCAUAUAUAAAUUUUUUUGCAUUAAUAUUUGAAUUGUGAAAAAUACACCACAUGCUAAUUUAAAUUUAAUAAUAAUUAUUUCUUCAAAUUUAUAUGUAUUCAGUCAUUUUUCUAUAGAAAUAUUUAAUUUUCUUGUGCUGGAAAAUUAUUAGCUUUAAAAAAAAAAAACACACAUUGGUGUUUAAAUCGUCAUGCAAUUACACUUCUAAAAGACUAAAUAUUUUGGAAAUAGUUCAUUAUGCAGUCUAGCCAAGAUUUAUUUUUGGUUCUUAUAUCUGAAAUUGAAACUAGCAAUUUAUAAAUAAAAAUGAAGAAAGAUAAAUAAAUAAACUGUUUUGUAAUAAAAUUUAAUUGCUAUCUUUGUUUUCAAAUUCAUUUUUUUUUUAGAAUUCAUUUAUUUUUAAAAUAAUUUUUUGCUAUAUUUACCAUACGAAUUAAAUGCAUUACCUAUUACGUGAUUGUUUCCCAGCAUACCUGCUUAAGAAUUUAUUCUCCAAAAACUAAAAAAAAACGCUUGCUUAUCUAAUAUUUAAUUGAGAAAUCUUCGUAGAAUAAGAAAAAGUAGAUUGAUAAUAUUAAUUAUCAAUAAUUAAUUAAUAAUAAUUUAUUGAUAACACUUUAACCCUGAUUACAAUUCUCAAAGUAACAUACCUCGAAAUACUAUUCCUAUCGAAAUAAUAUAACUCCGAACCUAUUUUUUUUUUUAUUUAUUAUUAUUUAUGCAUCAUAUAUACUAGUGUUUUUCUUAUAAUUCACACACUUCGUUAGAGAGUUAUAUAAACUUAUAUUUAGUUAUGUAUCUAGUCUUUUCAUUAUUUUUCUGCUGAAAUUUCUAAUCAAUACAUGCUUACCAAAUAUUUUUGCCACCAUUAUGGGCAAUUCUUUAGAAAGCUUUAUUUUGACUACACAUUCAGAGAAGAUAUUUUUUUAUAUAUUCUACGAUGAACAUGAUCCAUCUUAUUUUUUACUUGCUUUUAUUUGUUAUAGAUUAUAUUGUAAUUGUCUAUAUUGAAUAAUAAAGACUGAUGCUUUAUUGCUGUAA
This is a messenger RNA of Parasteatoda tepidariorum (common house spider), 6378 nucleotides long. RefSeq names its product short-chain dehydrogenase/reductase family 16C member 6. Gene Ontology annotation, cellular component: lipid droplet. The record is from RefSeq and is a predicted model, not a curated record. NCBI's taxonomy places the organism in Eukaryota, Metazoa, Arthropoda, Arachnida, Araneae, Theridiidae. Gene Ontology annotation, molecular function: oxidoreductase activity, acting on the CH-OH group of donors, NAD or NADP as acceptor.